GUCUUCAUCAUCGUGGGUCGUAGCUUUCAUCGAUCUAUCGUUGUCGUAAUAUAGUCGUAACUUUUCUUCUUCUUGGACGAAGAACAGUCAGCCAGAUCGAUAGCAUGGUGAGGUUCUUGAUGUCGUGGUCGUAUCUAAAAUGUUGUUGUAUUGCUAUUGGCGACAAAAGAAAAUGAAAAAUUUUGAUGGUGCUUCGAUUCAAGUUUUCUUUUUCAUUUCUGCAAGGGCUCCUAGCAAUUCCUGGUCCUACUGUGAAACAGAAAUGUGUCCGUCAAGGCAAAUAGGGAAGGAGUUGUAGACCACCGAUAUUGCAUUUUCUGUUUCAUCAGCCGGGGGAUCUAUACUUGGUCUGCAUCUUUUAGGUCGAAGUACUGCACCAAGUGAGAAAAUGUCGUUCUGCAGUUCUUGUCCAUGCUUCGCCAGCAGCGAAGGAGACGACGAGAACACCUCCGCCACGGAUUUAAAGCAAGUUGUCGUCGAUAAGAAAAAAAAGAAGACAACAUCUCAGAACCGCAAAAAGUCGACCGACAGUGCAGGAGAUGCCGACCAGUCGGAAGCCGCGCCGCUAUUGAAGAACGACAGCAAGAAACGGGACAGCAAGGGGACCACGACGUCGUCGACCAAGGGGGAAGGCAAGAAUAAACGGUCCUCCAGACCAUCAAAAGGCAAGGGCAAGGACCAGCCCCCCGAUGAAGAACCAGAGGACAUCAACGACGAGAGCAACGCAGACACGACAAAAAGAGCCUCUCGCACUUCGUCUUCCGCCAAAACAGCUACACGGUCGUCGAAGAACGACCGCAGGAGCAGCAGAAAGAAAUCGCAAGACGAAGCGGAGUAUCAAAUGCAAAAAUGUCUGGGUCUGGAAACUUGUGAUGCUGGGUGGCGUAUCAUGGGGAGGCCACAAGUGCUGGGUCAGCAUGACAAGUUUCUGAGCUUCUAGGUGUUGCCUACCCUGCAUGACAGACUGCGUUUCUGCAUGACAGAUCAAUGGGGCCCUUAGGUAACGUGCAUGACAGAUUUAAGAGCCAUGCCAGACAUGCAUGACAAACAUGCACUCUUCCAGACCCAGACAUAUUUGCAAUCCAUACGGAGUACUAUGGUGCAACAGAAGAACAGGGAGAGCAAAACGGCAGCGCGGGCACUACUUCUGCGAAGUUGACGAAACACGAAGGAUCUUUUUCCGGAAAUGACGAGGAAGGCUGGGACAAGGAGGGGCACGACAAGGAGUACAGUGCGGAGAACAAGAAGGGCGACGAGGAUGACUGGGAGGAAGAAGAUGAUGAAUCCUGGCCGGCCUGGACCCUGCGUUAUCCAAUGUCAAAUCUUAAUCUAAAUCUUUUUCACCACCACGAGUACGGCCCUCAAUUUGUAAGAAUGCAGAUUUUCAAUGCUCUGUCUAUCACCACCUAAGCCUAGUAAGGCUAACAUGUGCGCAUUACAAAUUGAGGGUGGACAUCGAGGAGACCAACAUGGUGGUGAUUUUACACUGCAUAUGCGGCGGCAAGCCACCUUGGCACGGGACAAGAGCCUGAAAAAGAUAAAGCGGCAGGAGACGGCUUUGCAAAACGCGUUCGCGAAAAUUAUGGAGGACUAGUACAACUAGAAGAUAGAGAUACAGGAGUUACGUACUUCUACACAAAAUUAAAAGGUCACAGUAGCGAUCGCUUUUUUACUUCUCGUGUAUAACUAUGAUCGUCACGACUCUGUCUCCUGCGCUUAUCGUACUUGGAGAAACGACGCUGAUAGCGCUGCCUGGGCGGAUGCAGAGCGACACUAAGAUCGCUUCACUGUUUCUUUGGUUUUUCGUAUUUGCAGUAGCAGUAAGUUCUUCAAUAUGUUUGUUUACUUAUUACCGAAUUUGAGUUUGGCAAAACAAAAUUAUCGGCAGCUCCACCUUACUAAACUUAUCUGAACGAAAUGGAAAUUAAUCAUCGGUAGCGUCUUUGCCUUCGGAGGAGGUGCGCCUUGUGAUGGACGUGAUUGAUCACUCACAGCACUCAAAUACAAUAUCAUCUAAAAUUGAUUCUGUUUGACUUAGUUUCUUGUACUAGAGUUCUUGUUUGCGUUGAUAGAUCAUUGGAUGACCAGUGCCUGUGUACAGUUGGUUUUCAUCGCUGGAUGUUUAUACGGAUGAAUAUUGGAAAAAUAUAUACGAAAUAAAAAGCCGCCAUUCCUUGUUGUAAUGUAUGGCAGAAAGAGCCAUGCCCAUCCGUAUUGUUUCGUCGAUUUUGU
Messenger RNA from Amoebophrya sp. A120, 2232 nucleotides. The record is from the annotation of a GenBank genome assembly. Lineage: Eukaryota; Dinophyceae; Syndiniales; Amoebophryaceae.